UGUUUUGUAGUUUAUUAUAUCUAUGAGGUAAAAUACUUAAAAUAUACAAGAGAAUACUUUAAAAAAUAUGUUGCCUAUUCAUUAACUGCUUUAUUUAUACCCUUUACUGAAUAUCAUUUACCCAUAAAGUAUCAACUUAUGAAGAAAUUGAAAAAUAAAUGAGCACAGUUUUCCUAAGCAGUGCUGAAGAAACUAUCAUGGAGGUUUUACUAAUAAGUCUAUUUUAAUUGUUUUUCCUAAGAAUUACAUUAUAAUGUAUAUAGUGAUACAGUGUGUUACCUAGGAAUUAAAUUAUGCUGUAUGUAGUGAUAGAGUGUUAGAGUUCUAACUGUUGCCAGGCAACCUGGACUCUGCUUUUUGUUUUUUCUGUGCUGGUUCCUCACUUCCUUUAGUGGAGAAAAAAUAUUUGCCUUUAAAAAAAAAAUUAUACUCUUUUGGCAUUGAGAAAGCAAAAUCAAUAACUCUUGUUAGUUUAACCAGUCCUCAGUGAUUAGAAAUAUAACAGUUUCUUAGUUAAAGAGAAAGGAGCCAUCAGAAACAAUUAAUAUACUGUCAUCCACAAUUUUAAAGUGAGAGGCCAUGGAUACAUAUUCACAGCUCAUACCUGGAAAGAUAAGUAUCUCUGAAGGAUCCUUCCUUUCAAGAACAAAGGCUGUUGAGAACAUAGAUUACCCCCACUACUGUGCUCUCUUAAGAAAGCUGAACAUGCCUUUUGUGAAAGGAGUUGAGGACAGACAUGACUAUGGCAGAAUGGAGAAGAAAUGCAACCCUACUUUUCUUAAAUUUCACCCUUAUCCCCCUUCAGUCUUGCCAGACUAUCAUUUACAUUAUCCAUAUCCACCGCCGUAUGGGCCGGAUUAUCCAUUAUUUCCACUUCGGGAUGAUGUACCCUUACAUGAUGCCUGUUCAGGGUUUUUGAGUCCUGGUGGCGAUGCUGAGCUAAAGCCUGGUGUUGGCAGGACCAUACCGAGCCUAGUAGAUUUCAGUGAUGUGAAACCUCAACAUCGAGUUCCCAGGCCAGACACAGGAUUUCAGACGACAUUAAAAAGGAAAACCAUUUUAUUAGAAGAACUGAAACAGGACAGAAAAUGGAAUUCUAGGGCAGUACCAGACAUUUCCAUCAGAGCAAGACUUGGAGGUUGGACGAGCCCACUGAAAGUUACUCCUUCCCAACCGCAUCAUGGAGAACACUCAAUAAAUUACCCAUAUACAUUUGAUGAGGAAGCAACAUCUACAGAUAAUGGAGAACCACUUUUACAAUCAAACAAGAAAUAUAGUGCAAAAGACUCAUUUUACAAGUCCUCUACACAAAAAGCUUAUGAAAUGGUUCCUUGGGACAAGAUGCUACCACCAAAACUUGAUCCAGAAGAAACAACAGUGGAAAAAGCCGCUGACCCUGUUUCACAUUGUUUUAUACUGAAAAGAUAUGAAGGAUCGCCAGCAAUAACACAGAUGGUUGGUGGACUCUGGGACAGAUUCCAAACAAGAUCUUUCUUGGCACCAGUCAAGCCAGUUAAUUUUGUGAGUCCAAGUUCCAGAAGCAAAUACAUUCCUCACUACACUGGUUGCGUGCAGUCCACAAAUGCCGACGACAUUGACAACCCCUGCGGAGACAUCACAUCUCUCGCCCAGCCUCGUAGCUCGGAAAUCCUUUAUACAAACUCAAGUCGCUCUGCAAAUAUUCCAGGAUACACUGGUAAGGUUCAUUUCACAGCCACCCAUCCAGCAAAUUCUGAUCGUCCAUCAACGACCCCCUCACCAGAUUCAGAAGUGCACCAUGUCUUACGGAAAGGAAUGGCAGUUGACCUCUUCCGUCACCAGGGGCCGCUCUCCCGAAUGGUCACAACGGUGAUGCCCUACAAUCCCUUCAAUAAGAAGGAUAAGGAAACUAUCAGCUACUGAAAGGGGCCGGCCCUGAGUGACCCCCAAGCCUGGGAGAGGCGCUGGGUUUGGUGUGAUGGGGAGGCAACAGAAGCCAAAUAAAGGCACGUUCUCAGUGUGUCUGGCUGGGCCUUGACCAAGCGGAGCUCCAGCUCCAGAACCACGUGGGCGUGGAAGUGGACUGUGUGAGAUCCCCCCUUUCUCUCACACGAGGUUGUAUUUGUAUCCACGCGGCUGUGGAUGCCAUGAGCUUUCAUAAACCUGAGCUUGUUCGCCCUGGCAACCCUGCAGUGGGCAUUUUGCAAAUAUUUUACUAUUUUAUGAAUCAGCAGGCUGAGACUAGGAGAAGGAAAAUGUUAAUCAAAGGUCACACAACUCAUAGUGGAGUUAGAACUAGAACCCAGCUUUCUGAAUUUAGAAACCUUUGCUGCUCCUUUUCAUUACAGAUCAAAUAACCUUCCCUGACUUAUUGAAAAAAAAAAAAACCCAGAGACAGAAUGCCUCUUCUCCCAAGAGAUUCAGAAUGAGAUAGGAAUCCCGCAGAACUCCAAGCAAAUGUGUAAAUCCUUUGGAGGUAGUUUAGCCUUGCUGUCCCCUCAGAAGGGCAAAAUCAGAUGUUUUUGCUUGCGGAUCAUGUGUUGCCUCAGCUGACACCUACACAGACUUGGGUGCUGACUGCUGCUCUUCCUGGCUGCUGCCUUCUGCCAGGAUACACAGGAAGGCUGCCGUCCACCCUCCUUCUGUGCUAUGGAGCUGAUCGGCCUUCACAGAAAAGUAAUGGCUUCACCUGAACCCAAUCUCGCAGCCUUAAUUAUUUUCAGAAAAGAGCAAUUCUGUCAAAAAAUCUGACCAAAACAAAAAUCUUCGUCUCUUGGAAGAUUCUCACCCAAACACAGAUGGGAAUGAUGAGCCCUGUCCAGGGAACAGAUGAAUGCAGGGACCGGAGAUUACAUUUUGCGGUAAACAUCCCUGGCAGGCCACUUUGUCAGGAGGCAUAGCUGCUCCAGGUCCAAGGCCUUGUUUAUCAUCCUGGGCCUUUCUGUAGCGGGGCCCCAGCAGUGCCCAGUCCUGACGCCCCAGAGCCUUAGGUAACUGUUUGCACCCUCCAUGCCGCCGACCCCUGGACACCCUUCCAAGGACUGAGCACCGCCAGAGCUGCGCCUAGAAGGAUAGUGGCCUUGUCUGCAGAGUCCCGGGACCACCUCCAGGAGAGGUGAGGUGGCAGCUCUUCCUUUUCACUGUAACUAGCUCAGACUUCUCACGCGUAAAGGUCAAAUACAAACCGUGCUCACCACA
Messenger RNA from Dama dama (fallow deer), 3177 nucleotides. RefSeq names its product sperm microtubule inner protein 7 (gene SPMIP7). The record is from RefSeq and is a predicted model, not a curated record. The transcript is spliced from 9 exons. Bases 580 to 1902 code for a protein of 440 amino acids. Lineage: Eukaryota; Metazoa; Chordata; Mammalia; Artiodactyla; Cervidae.